AGAUGGAGGCUCGUCUCUUCCGGUUUAAACCGGAUGUAGAUGAGUUCAGAACAGCGAUCUUGGACGCCAUAAAGGACAGGACGAUUUUCCGAUGUAAAAGUGAACUCUUCUUCUUCUCUUUGAAAUAUGGAGACCUGUUUUUUAUCCCACGUACAGCUGUAUUUGCUCAUUACACCAAGUUAAAAUGAGCAUAAGCUACUUAUAUUUUAACAGUAAAUGAGUUGCACGAACCGUCUGCUGUUACCGGUAUUUGUGGACAGGACUGCGCAGCUACUUAUGUCAGCAGCCUCGAGCAGCGACGAAGAUGUGCAACCGGCAGCAAAAUGUUGGGAAUGUGGGAAGAACAUCCACAACUUAAAGAAAUUGAUGUCACAUUAUAAAAGCCACAAUACCAAAGCCACCUGCCACAUCUGCAAGGUUACUUUCCGUCGCCUGACAUCACUCUCCACACACCUGGAUAACGCGCAUCUGCCACCAGUCUGCAAAAAAUGCCAUCAGUUUUUCAGCAAUGUCUGGGAGCUGAACAAGCAUGCAGGGAAACACUGUACGGACUCUGAGUUUAUUCAAGAAGAUUCCUCUUUGAUUUGUAAGAGGCAGAGCAGUGACAGCUCUCCUAAGGAGAAGACAAUGCAGCAAAAUGCAGAUACUGUUCAACGUGACUCACUGUCAGCACUGAGGUCUAAACAGAGAGCUGAGAUAAAGCCUGAGACACCUAAAAACAGUGUGGCGUAUAUACUGGGUGCAGAUGAUGAAGAUAUUAGCACUGAAAGUGAUUCCGACAUGGCAGAAGAUUCAAAAAGCUCUGCUUCUGAAGAUGAAGUCAUGACACACUCUAAACCUAAUAAACUGCAUCCAGAACACUCUGAAACAGAUGUUCGCUCCAACUCCAGUUUGCCCAAUGAUUCUGGUCAUUUUUCAGACUGUCCAGUUUCCCAGACGACAUGUGCACCCUUUCCUGCUGCCAACAGUGUAAUGUGCACAGUGUGUGGCAGAGGUCCGUUUAAGUCAAUUAAGCUCCACAUGCUGCACUGCAGUGGCGUGAGAGUAAAAUAUCAAUGCUUUCUGUGCAAGAAGGCCUUUCUAACUGAGAGUGCUGUUAAGAAACACCACUUGGCUCUGUAUGCCUGUGACAUCUGUGGCCAAGUUUUCAGUCAUAAGAACUUGUACUAUAGCCACCAGUGUCCCAAAGGGAGCAAAUCGCCUUUGGUGCUCUUCUGCUCUGAGUCGAUGCCGAAAGCAUGCAACAUAUGCAAAUUCCUUUUUACCUCUGAGAAAUAUUUAGUUGAGCACGUAACCAAAGUUCACACGUCAGUGGUCAGCACCAAGGCGUGCACUUUUACUACUCCAUCACUGGUGAAUGGAAAGGAUAACCGAAGAGCCCAGAGCACAAAAGUCCAGCUCCAGUCAGCCAAGUUCGUGAGCAAGGCCAUUAAUGGAACACACAGUGAUGGCCAAACGUCAGGGACAAAUGGUGCCCUAGCUCAGCCAAACCAACUGCCUUCAAGUCACCUUCAUGCCCCUUUUGCUGUCCUUUCCAGCCCCCCUGACACAAACCAAGAGGGUGCGCUCUCUAACCCCCCCUCACAACCAAUGCCCACCAUCCUGGCCAUGUUUGAGAAUGACAGCCAUCGUUUGGCUUUGAUGAAACGCAUGAACACCAGCUGGCGCUCCAAGGUGCCUUACCCUUGCAGGCAGUGCGGCGCCGUCCUGCGGCAGCCCUCGCUCAUCAUCAGCCACCGGUACCUCCACCGAGGCCGCCGGUCGCACCAGUGCCCGUGCGGACGAGCUUUUAAACACCGGCUGCACCUCCUGCGACACUGUGUUCAGCACGCGGAGGCCAUAAGCUACAUCUGUGUCAGCUGUGGGGACACUUUCACAGGAGCCAAACUCCUGGCGCAGCACCUGAAGGGCCGGUCUCUAAAGAAAUCUCCCUCUGGCUGCACGUGGAAAAGAAAAGUCAAGAGAACGUGCAGAAUGACUUUCAUGUGCGACUGCGGAGAACUGUUUCUCAGGCCUUCAGCAUACAUAUGGCACCAGCUUAAAAACAGGACAGCAAGUAACAAAUCAAAGAAGCCUACGAUGUGACAGAAGUACGAACAGAUCAGCUUUUAUUUCUCCAAGCAACAAAUCAAAAUAGAUAUUCCACACAUGACACCUGCUUGUCACCAUUCUGUUUAAUUCAUGUGUCCCCCAGUGACAGAAAUAAAGCAUAAAGCAAACAUAAACGCACCCAUUCUAAAUGACUUUGAAUUGUAAGCAUGUCUUAGAUGGUUAUUAACAUGUUUUUACCAUGUGCAAAUGUUACAUAUUUAGGUUCACAUACAUUUCUCUGCUGCUACACUAACUACUGGAGUUAAAAAAUAAAAUUUAAAAAAAAAAAAAAAAAAUGAAGGUAGCCAACAAGGAGUUUUUUUUCCAGCACUGGAUUAAGUUUAAACAAAACUCCAGUUAAUCCUCCAGAGAGAGCGCGAGAGAUAGAGUUGGUCCAGUUUUGCAGCUGUUCUCACAAAGUGCUUUCUUAUUAGUGACAUUUGUACGGCGGUUUGAUUAAUCUUGUUUUCUGUUUUAGUACAGCUGAAAAUGUUAUGCUCCUUUGAGACACUGAAGAAAUUAUCAAGAAGAAAAUCGUGUAUUUUUUUUUAUUAUUAUGAUUAUUGUUAUGUGAUUUAAUAUUAGCAGUCCCAAACAUUUUGUUGUUUAAUCAUGUGACCACUAGAUGGAGCAGUUGGAUUGCUAAAAGAUGAGCUUAUAAGGCCACUGAAGUUUCUUCAUUCUCAACAGGUGUAACGUGUUGGAUGUUUUCCUUCCGUCAAACUGUUGCCGACGCAAGUCUGCAAGUUUCAGUUAAUAGCCAUGGGAUCCCUUCGACUUACAGUUUGCAAUAAAACUCUUUUCAUCAAGCUUAA
Molecule: messenger RNA, 2906 nt
Organism: Oreochromis niloticus (Nile tilapia)
Lineage: Eukaryota; Metazoa; Chordata; Actinopteri; Cichliformes; Cichlidae
Product: zinc finger protein 91
Exons: 2
Coding region: 217-2085 (622 amino acids)
Biological process (GO): regulation of DNA-templated transcription
Molecular function (GO): RNA polymerase II cis-regulatory region sequence-specific DNA binding; DNA-binding transcription factor activity, RNA polymerase II-specific
Source: RefSeq, a predicted model, not a curated record